AUGGCUCUUCCCGCUAAAGAUCCAGAUUCGCCACUUCCGGCGAAUCAAACCGACCACACCUCUACUCCAUCUCAACCUCCACCCUCUGCUGCUACCUCACCCUCACCCUCCACGUCUAAAGGCAAACAGACCAAUGUCUCCUUCCGAUCAUAUGCACAAGCGACUAAAGGUCACUGCAUUACUACUCUUGGCCAAGUAACUGGUUCUGAAUACCUUACCAAUACGACUUCCGCCAACAACUCGACCGAUGAUACUGCUCAAGCACUAACGAGUCAGCCUCUUUUUCGACGAGGCUCUGAAGAAUUCAGCAUCUUUUACGAUGUUACUGGUGACAAAUUAGGUCCCAAAGCUUUUUUCGAUGCCGCUAGGGCACGAUUCCCCACUGGUGUUGGCCUUGGUAGACUAACGCAUCGUGAUAAUGGCCGUGUUCUUGUCGAAAUCAUUUUGAAUUCUGAACAAUCGUGUACCCAAGCUUGUGAAACCCCUCUUCAGGUUACAGACGAGGUGUCGUACACUGCUACUCGUUCGCUUCCACCGGAUAACGAAGUAUUCCGGGUCACUUUGGACAAACUCCCGAUAAUCCCACUCGUCGAUCUGGAAAAAGGGCUACGAUCUUGCCUAUCGCAAUACGGUCGCAUCCUAUAUCUCGGCUUGUAUGACGACGUCAAUGCCAACACCGGCACCAAGGUGGAGCCCAAGACGUUUACGUUUAAUGCAGCCCCUGGCACAAGCAAGUCCGCGGAAACGAUGCUCCCUGCCGCGCGUAAAUCAAUUAAACGCAGGCGAGCUGGCAGUAAACCGUCGCAACCAUUAUUUAUCAACGCGACCAGCAAGACGAAUUUCGCCGCCCCGGUUGAUAACCAGACAGAACCUCCCGUUCAAGACCAACAAUCGAGCAAAACCGAAGUCAACAAGGCAUCGAAUGAGGGUGAGCAAUCCCUGGUAGUUCCAGCGACAAAACCAGCAAGUACGCAAUCCGCUGAGGCCGACCCAGAGCACCCUAUUUCCAGUCACCAAAGGGACGAAGACGCAGAUAUGGCCUCCGGAGAUGAAGAACCUGAUGACUCUGGUGGUUCCGCUAAGGACUCCACCAGACGCAGCCACUCCAAAUAG
Molecule: messenger RNA, 1113 nt
Organism: Zychaea mexicana
Lineage: Eukaryota; Fungi; Mucoromycota; Mucoromycetes; Mucorales; Lichtheimiaceae
Exons: 2
Coding region: 1-1113 (370 amino acids)
Source: RefSeq, a predicted model, not a curated record